This is a messenger RNA of Bombyx mori (domestic silkworm), 1668 nucleotides long. RefSeq lists its product as uncharacterized. The transcript is spliced from 8 exons. Bases 599 to 1615 code for a protein of 338 amino acids. NCBI's taxonomy places the organism in Eukaryota, Metazoa, Arthropoda, Insecta, Lepidoptera, Bombycidae. Gene Ontology annotation, molecular function: protein binding. The record is from RefSeq and is a predicted model, not a curated record.
UAAAAUUAAGUACUGGUAUGUAAGCCAGUUACAGGCAUGUACAGCAAUCUCUUAUAACACACUAUGACAGCAAUUUUUGGGAUGAUGCACGCUACACAUUUAAAUAUAGUUUACUGUGGUUAUGUAUGUGAUUUAGUGAUUUCCUUGUCGAAUUCGUCGGUCGACAAGAGAACUAGUCCAUGACCCAUGACAGUUUCUUGUCGGAGCUUUUGAGUGCGAAUGACAAGAACGAAUUAGAUCAACUCAUUUCAAAAACUAAAAACACGACAGAAAUGCAACCUUAUUCCUUAAGAAUCAAGAACUUAAAUCAAAUUUAUUUAAUUUAACCUAAAUUACAAUUUUAACGUUGUAAAGAAUUUUACCCCAAACAAAAAAUCGUCCCAGAUUUCUAAUACAGAACUAACUAAUAACUAACUAAUAACAAUGAAAACAUGAAUAUCCGACCUUAUUGUUUUCGAAGACCGAGUUUUUAUUAUCAAAUCUUACAGACAUUAUCGUGUCACACGAAUUGUCAUCUAGAAGUGGCGAUACUAUCAAAAGCUUUUGUUACAAUUUUACUUAAAGUAUAUCAAACAAAAAGGUUACCCAUUCACGAACAAUGCCCAAAAGAACAAUAAUUCCACGUCGCGUGCCAUCCUUGAUUGUGCCGGCACGGAUACCUAACUUCCCUUCACCCGACAAAAGUACCUGCGCUGAAUGCUCUUGCUAUCCAAUUGAGGAGCCAUAUCAGAAGAACAAAAAGUUGAAGCCUUGCCAGAUAUCUCCGUUGACUCUGUACGAGCUGGCGGCUAAUGUUGUCGAUGCACUGAGUUUUCCGAUAGCUUUUAAAUGGACCGAAGAGGAAGUGGCUAGCUGGGCAGAAGACAUUGGCUUUCCUCAAUAUAAGGAAUGUUUCACUGAUAACAACAUUAACGGGCUGAGAUUAUUGAUGUUUGAGGACCCAUCGAAUUUACCUUGUAUCGGUAUACACGAUUUUAUCGAUAUUUUAAAAAUCACAUCGCAUAUAAGAGCUUUAUUCGGAACAGAAUUCAUUCGAUUUUCGAGGAGUAUAGGACUGCCGCCUAGGAAGCCACUCACUCACUGCACUUGGUUCAAAUCCCGGACUGGUCCUGACUGGGGUAUCCGAGAAAACUGGACUAGAUCCGACGUCCUCCGUUGGAUGAAGAUCCUGAUGCCUGAGCCAUUGAAGAUAGAUCAUUGGGAUUUGGUCUGGUAUCAAAAGCCGGAUUUUCCAAGAGUCGUUAUUGCGAGAACGAAAAAAAUACAAUCAGAUGUCAAAAUACCGCAUUACAAACCUUUUAAAGAUAUCUGCAAGGAAUAUACGAUUCCUCGUAAAUUUCGUUUUCAAACCGGCAUACGCGACGAAGACCAACUGAUUUGGAUGGAAGAAAGAACUCGCGAAACGAACAGGCAAGCUUUAUUGAGAACAGAAGAAGCCGACUCCGAUAGAAUGUCGAUGGAAAAGGACAUACAAAUUGAUAAAAGAGUUUUAAAAGGAAACAAAUUUAAGGAAAGCAGACUGGUACCCAAGUUCACGAAUCUGAAGGGCCUACGCGGCAAACAGUUGAUAUUGGCUCGAAGAAAAACACCCAGACCAAAAUUCUUUGCUACUUAAUGCAUUUAGCAAAUGUGUUUGUUGUUUAUUAUAUGAAUCCAAUUUUUAACGAA